GAAUUGAUCGGUAGUUGGCUGCACCGAGCGGAAAUCUCCUCUAUAUCAGCCAAUAGAGUGCCAGGAUUUGUGUUCUGUUUCACUUCACUACUCACAAAUUGAACAUUCCAAAGGCCGGUCUCCUCCUUCUCGGUGUUCUUUGUUGUCGCUCGCCGCACCUAAAUUCACAAAAAUGCUGUCUGCCGCCAGACUGAUCGCCCCUGCAGCCAGGUCUGCCAUCUUCUCCAACACAGCCCUUGUCAGGCCACUCGCAGCAGUCCCCACACAGACACAGGUUGUGCCGGUCGCACCUCAGCUGUCAGCAGUGCGCAGCUUCCAGACCACAUCGGUCACAAAGGACAUUGACUCCGCUGCCAAAUUCAUUGGUGCUGGUGCAGCGACAGUCGGUGUAGCGGGAUCCGGAGCGGGUAUUGGAACGGUGUUCGGCUCCCUCAUCAUCGGUUAUGCCAGGAACCCCUCACUCAAACAGCAGCUCUUCUCAUAUGCCAUCUUGGGUUUCGCCCUUUCCGAGGCUAUGGGUCUCUUCUGUCUUAUGAUGGCGUUCCUGCUGUUGUUCGCUUUCUAAGCCAAUUACUUUUAAGAACACUACUGCCAUCCCACAUGAUGAGGUUUCAGUGUAUACUAUCUGGAGUGGACGGCCGCGGAAUCAAAUGUGUGGAAACCUCACCCUCAUAGUGAUGCAAGGACUGAUUGUGUGUUUUACACCAGUGCGUCAAGAAUGCAAUUUAUUUAAUUAUGUAGUAUAAAGAAAAUCUGCAAAUAAAAUGUUGUACGUAACAUUGAACUAAAGCUACAGUUAUUUCUAUUCCUGAUAGACUGUUUUGAAAUCAUGUUAUCAUUUUUAGCAGUUUUUUUUAAAAGCCGGUGACGAUAUUUUAAGCCAGUUAACCGUAUUUAUGCGUGUGUAUUGUCUUCGACUUUUGAUGAUUACUGCAUACAGUUUCGAGAAUGUCGGCAUGUAAUGUACAUUUUUAGGGCGAUUAAAUGAUACAAACCAA
Molecule: messenger RNA, 998 nt
Organism: Amyelois transitella
Lineage: Eukaryota; Metazoa; Arthropoda; Insecta; Lepidoptera; Pyralidae
Gene: ATPsynC
Product: ATP synthase lipid-binding protein, mitochondrial
Exons: 4
Coding region: 173-565 (130 amino acids)
Biological process (GO): proton motive force-driven ATP synthesis; proton transmembrane transport
Molecular function (GO): proton transmembrane transporter activity
Source: RefSeq, a predicted model, not a curated record